UUCUGAGAAGGAUUGAAGUGACCUUUGUGGACACGGUGAUACGUGUGGAGCACACGCCCAGAAGCGGAGAGGCACCCGGUGUGGCCCUGGAAAUUCACAUCAAAAGGUUGGAGUACUGCGAUGAAGUAGUGCGGGACCCCGGGCAGGCGCUCACUGUGGACAUCCAUCAGCUUCCAGCCUUUGUGCAAAAGAUUCUUCAGCUCAGCAACGUCUUGCUUUACUAUGAGGAAUUUGGUGAGGGCAAAGCCAGACACAGCCCUCUGAUUCAGAUCGGAAGCUGCUCUGGAUACACCGAGAUGAGGAUUAAGCUCAAGCAGAACGAGGCCUUCCCUGGAGCCAAGCUGGAGUUAGAUGGGAAGAUUGGAUCUCUGCACCUGCUGCUCGCCCCUCAACAGAUCGUGCACCUGGCGGACCUUCUCUCAUCCCUGAACCUGUCUGAAUCCGGCAUUCUGCAGGAACAGCUGAGCAAAAACCGCCCUCUGGAUUCUGAAGAUCUGAAGUUGAUUGAGCAAGACCUCAGCCAGCAGCUGCAUUCAGGGUUGGCAUCGGCUCCUGCACAUCUGGAGGGAAUGGCUGCUGGAGUGGAGAACGGAGAGAUGUUCUUCUCCAUGGCACCCAUGACAAGCAGUGUAACGUCUCUGCGUUCAGUCAGCGACCUCUCGGAUCUGGAUUCGUCGGUCCACAGUGACAUUAGCACAACUCCCUUGCAGCCUCCAACCUUUGUCCCGGGGGAACAGCUGAGCAAAAACCGCCCUCUGGAUUCUGAAGAUCUGAAGUUGAUUGAGCAAGACCUCAGCCAGCAGCUGCAUUCAGGGUUGGCAUCGGCUCCUGCACAUCUGGAGGGAAUGGCUGCUGGAGUGGAGAACGGAGAGAUGUUCUUCUCCAUGGCACCCAUGACAAGCAGUGUAACGUCUCUGCGUUCAGUCAGCGACCUCUCGGAUCUGGAUUCGUCGGUCCACAGUGACAUUAGCACAACUCCCUUGCAGCCUCCAACCUUUGUCCCGGGGCUGAUCCUAGGAAGCCCCCGGCGUUACAGACGGCUGCCUUUUGCCUCAACCCUGCCAGGUCUCAAUAAGAUACCAGGCAAGGCAGGCCCCUUGCCGCCCCCCUCCUUGGACAGCCAGCGUCCCGAGAUGCUGCUGCGGGUGACUGUCGGGGGGCUGACCGUGACCCUGCUCCAUCAGCCACCUGGACUUUUCCCAUCGGAUGUCCUCUCCCUCGGAUUAGCUCAGCAUUUCUUCUCCCAGCUGGGGGGUCUGAAGGACACCGCCUUCGGAGGCCGGGAUUUCCAUCCCCUGCGCCACUGCUUUGAGGAGGCCAUUCCACGCAGCCAUGUCAGCCUGGGCCCCGUUCCUUACAGCCAGGCGCCUCAGCCCUGCGCACGGAUCCGGUCCAAGCACUUGGAGAAGCUGCCGUCCUCCAAGAGGGGCCUAGCCAGAGGAGCCUCGUCCAAGCUGACGGUGGAGCUGACGGUGGAGCUGGCUAAUUUCCUCUGUGAAGUGGACCUGGGUACGCUGGACCGCCUCUGCUCCCUGUUGCAACCCGCCAUGGUGCCACCCCGGCCGGGUGGCUACCCUCCCGAGGAACCCGUGCCAGGUUUCCCCCCGGCUGCCCAAUGGCAGGCCAACGUGCAGCUGGUGGCCCCCAAAGGUUCCCUCCUUCUCCAGUUCCCUGUCCCGGACCUCCGGGUCUGGGCGGAGAGGCGUGCCUGGGCCGAGAAGGCGGUGCGCCGGGAGCGCUUGCGGCUGGACCUGGCCGGUGUUGAGCUGCACACGGAUCUGGAACCGACGGGUCCCGUUCAGUUAGAGGUCACGCUGACCGACUUGCACGGCAUUUAUGAAGAUGGUGGGACGCUGUCAGUGCCUUGUUUUCGGGUGGGCAAAGCCCCUGACUUACUGGCCAGAGGCAUAGGGAAGAAGUAUCUCCUUCCUAAGCUCAUCUUGACCUUCUGCCCAACGCCUACGGAUGCCCCUUGGGAUUUGGCGCUGGCAGCCACCGAAGAGGUGGAGCUGUCGACAGUUGAAAGCCCCUGUGAGCUGAAGCAGCCUGAGCCUUCACCCUUCUCCUCCAAGCGGACGAUGUAUGAGACGGAGGAGAUGGUCAUCCCCGGAGACCCCGAGGAGAUGGCCGAGUUCCAGAGCCAGACGCUGGCCGCCUCCCACUACACUCUAGAGCUGACCUUCCCUACUGUUCACAUCUACUUGCCGAGCAAGAAGUUCUACGAAAGCAUCUACAACAGGAUCAAUAAUGACCUCCUGAUGUGGGAGCCCUUCAGCCCGCCCCCGAGCCCCACGGAUCCUCCAGGAGGGGCUGGAUCAGCAUCCCCCUUUGCCUCUGACGGGCUCCCGCCCACCCACUGGCCGGAGAACUUCCAGAUGUGCAAGUCAGCCUUUAAGCUGGAUUCGGACUCCGAGGACGACGAUUCCCACUUCUACUCGGCGGACCAGACGGGUGUGCAGCAGAAAAGAGGGGAGCAGAGGAACCCCUUUCCCCUCAGCUGCAUCUCUGUCGUGCUCCGGGUGGGCCAGGGACGCAUUACAGCGCUCUGCAAUGCCAAAGGCGAAGGAGGCAAGAAGCUGGAAGCCGCUCAUGGGGAACUCGUCCUGGAUGUGGAGAACGGAAGCCUCUUCAGUGUUUCUCACUACAAAGGCCGUGAGGACAUUGGCUACUUCUGCAUUGAAGCUGAGAAGGUGGCCCUUUAUCACAAAGCUGUUGUGGAGGACUACCUUACAGCUGAGCACCUGGAGAUUCCCAAUUUCCUGCCCCCCGAUGGGCUACACCCCACCAUCUACGCCUCCCAAGAGGGCUCCAUCAACUGGCCUCUGGGGGCCAAGAAGGAUGUUGUCAAGAUGUUGUCUGUGGCCAUCAAGAUCAACCUGGAUUUGGAGAAGAACAUAAAGGAGUUCCUGGUGACGCUGCGCCUUGAGGGCGCCACCAUACGGCACCGCAUGGCGCUGGCCCACCAGAGCUGGUACACGCAGUUGAUCGACUUCCUGGAUGUUCCGGACGACCCCAUCCUGGGCUUCGUGCCCCCCGCCAUCAUCACCAUUUUGCACACCCACCUCUUCAACUGUGCCAUGGAUUACAGGCCUCUCUACUUGCCCCUCCGGGUCCUCAUCACAGCAGAGACCUUCACCCUCUCCAGUAACAUCAUUGUGGACACCUCGGUCUUCCUCCUUCGGUUCAUUUUGGAUAACUCCACUCUGUUCCUCUCCAACAAAUGUGAAGCAGAGACCGGUGACCUGAAUAAAGAUUAUGUUUGCGUGGUGGAAAUGGAUCUCCUGGAACUGGUCAUCACGACGUGGAAAGGAGACAUAACUGGGAAACUGACCCGGCCCCUCUUUGAGUUACGCUGCUCCAACAACGUGGUCCACAUCCACACGUGCGCUGACUCUUGCGCAGCCCUUGCCAACCUCAUCCAGUACGUGGUCAACAACGGGGACCUGCACCCGCCACCUCGGCACGACAGCCCCACUGAGAUUGCGGGGCAGAAGGUGCAGUUGCCCGAGAGCCCGGCUUCUCUGCCCACCUGUCCCCCAGCUGAGACGGCGGCCAUCAACCAGCGAGACCUCACAGAUGCCCUCAUGGAUACCGAACGUGGAUACCCGGAAAUGACUGGUGAGACUGGUGGGGAGCAGGGCAGGCCUUCACCAGUCUCGGUGUAUCUCUUCCCCGGUGAGAAAGGAGCGGCAGGCCAGGGGAAAACCCCACCGCCCCCAGUGAUCCCGGUGGGUAAGGGGCUUGACUUCACCCCUUCGGAGGACAGCGAAGGCGAGAGCGAAGCCACGGAUGGUUUCUGCAUUUUGGAUGCUCCAGGAACGGGCAUUCCGCCGCGGGAUGGGGAACCAGUGGUGACAAAGCUCUUGGAUGGCCCGGUUCACAUCCAGGAGGGUCACUUCUCUCGGCCCCUGGGCAGCACGGAUUUAUUGAAGGCCCCCUCGCACUUCCCGAUGCCGGAGAGCCGAGUCGUGAUGCGGGAAAUUUCAGUGGUCUGGCAUCUCUAUGGGGGCAGAGAUUUUGGGCCAGGGCGCUCGGCGUCUGGCCACAUGACGAAAUCAAGCCUUCCCAGCACCCGUUCCUCCCCCUCUCGGUCUUCGGUGCCCGGCCGACCCCAGAGCUCCUGGCGGGCUCAAGGAGGCCCUGGCCGUAUCCAUGACCUGCUGAUGGAGAUCCAGCUUACAAAAGUGAGCUUCCAGCACGAAUCCUACUCGGGGGAUUCAUCCGAGAAGCUGUCCGUGGAAUCGGAGGAGCAGCCAUUAGCCAGGCAGGUGUUCAUUGUCCAGGAGCUGGAGAUCCGAGACCGCCUGGCCUCCUCGCAGAUCAACAAGUUCCUCUACUUGUACAGCAGCGAGCUCCUGCCCCGACGUGCCCAUUCUAACAUGCUUACCAUCAAAGCUCUUCACGUCUGCCCUGAAGCUGGUGGGGGGGGUCCCGAGUGCUGCCUGAGGGUCUCCCUGAUGCCUCUCCGACUCAACAUAGACCAGGACGCCUUGUUUUUCCUCAAAGACUUUUUCACCAGUGUAGUGGCCAGCAUCAAUCCUGUCGUGCCCAUUGAGGCUGGAUCUGAAGGUCCUGUCGAGUCCCCUGGGAAGGACUCAGCCGAGAGGAUGAUGGCGACUUCGGUAGAGACCACAACCAGCGAAAACAGCUCCAGUGCCUCCUCUUCCUCCGAGCAGCCCAUUUAUUUCCGGGAGUUCCGGUUCACCUCCGAGGUCCCCAUUUGGCUGGAUUACCACGGGAAACACGUCACCGUGGACCAGGUGGGCACCUUCGCCGGCAUCUUGAUCGGAUUGGCUCAACUCAACUGCUCCGAGCUGAAACUGAAGAGACUCUGCUGUCGCCACGGGCUGCUGGGGGUGGAGAAGGUGGUCAACUACGCCCUGACCGAGUGGCUGACAGACAUUCGCAAAAACCAGCUGCCGGGCAUCCUGGGCGGGGUGGGACCCAUGCACUCCUUCGUGCAGUUGUUCCACGGCCUGCGGGACCUCUUCUGGCUGCCCAUCGAGCAGUACCGCAAGGACGGGCGCAUCAUCCGUGGUUUGCAACGUGGUGCCGCCUCCUUCGGCACCUCCACCGCCUCGGCGGCCCUCGAACUCAGCAACCGCCUAGUGCAGGCUAUUCAGGCCACCGCCGAGACCGUCUACGACAUCCUGUCCCCCACGGCUCCCCCGUCACGCGCUCUACCAGAUAGGAAGUACGCCCGCAAACUACGACGGAGCCAUCAGCCGGCAGAUCUACGUGAAGGGGUGGCCAAGGCCUACGACACCGUGCGCGAGGGCGUCAUAGACACGGCCCAGGCCAUCUGCGAUGUGGCUGCGCGUGGGCACGAGCAGAAGGGCAUCACGGGGGCCGUGGGCGGCGUCCUGCGGCAGAUCCCUCCCACCGUGGUCAAGCCGUUGAUCGUGGCGUCCGAGGCCACCUCCAACCUCCUGGGCGGGAUGCGCAACCAGAUCAAACCCGAUGCCCUGAAGGAAGAAUCCCUCAAGUGGCGCUUGGAAGAUAGCCAGGAUUAGCGGGGUGCUCCUUUGCUCGCCCCGGAUCCAAACCACGGAGCCAGGCCCGCUUCGUCAUUUGCACAGCCACAGAGGAGAUGGCUACGACUGUGAGAAAAGGGGGCUUCAGUAGGGCCUAAAGAUUCGGGACAUGAGCCCACCCACCGGAUCCCGCAGUCCGUGAGGGGUCUGCAGCCAUCUCCUCCCGCCUCGCCCUUGUUUCUGUACUUUUGGGAGUGUCCCGCUGUCCCCCGUUUGAUGCAUGGUCUGCAGCUGUGUUCUCUCUCCCUAAAAGCACUGGGGGGGGAGGGGA
Protobothrops mucrosquamatus (brown spotted pit viper) is the source of this 5805-nucleotide messenger RNA. It is a transcript of the gene ATG2A, whose product is annotated as autophagy related 2A. NCBI's taxonomy places the organism in Eukaryota, Metazoa, Chordata, Lepidosauria, Squamata, Viperidae. Gene Ontology annotation, molecular function: phosphatidylinositol-3-phosphate binding. The annotation marks the transcript as partial. The record is from RefSeq and is a predicted model, not a curated record. The transcript has 40 exons. Gene Ontology annotation, cellular component: extrinsic component of membrane; phagophore assembly site. Gene Ontology annotation, biological process: reticulophagy; autophagosome assembly; piecemeal microautophagy of the nucleus.